Messenger RNA from Pyrenophora tritici-repentis Pt-1C-BFP, 2872 nucleotides. RefSeq names its product Zn-finger protein. The record is from RefSeq and is a predicted model, not a curated record. Lineage: Eukaryota; Fungi; Ascomycota; Dothideomycetes; Pleosporales; Pleosporaceae. Gene Ontology annotation, biological process: regulation of transcription by RNA polymerase II. Gene Ontology annotation, cellular component: nucleus.
AUGCUAGCGCUAUCCACACGACGUCAGCACUUUCCAACUGCACCGUCACCACCCUCUUCGCACCACUCCUAUCAACAACUACCCCAGCAAUUCGCCUCUCAGCCACUGCAACUGUUUGACCACAAGUUGCUCAACGACUAUCUCGAAUCUCAACAACAGUCUUUCUGCACGACUACAAGUAGUGCACCCAACUCGUACAUGACGAGCCCAUCAUACUCGGACUUUGCGAGCCCGGCCAUCCGCAUCCAGCAGUCGACACCAACACCGCAGAUGCCCCAGGGCUUCGCGCAACCAUCCAUGAUGGCAGCCAACAACAACACCAGCUCCGGGCUUGACUCGUGGACCAACUAUGGUAAUGUGCAUGGUCAAUCGCUCCAGACACCUUCGCAGCACCAGAACCGCGGCCACCAACGCACAUCCUCAGCGUCGUCUGUAGGCUCAAGUGCCUCACAGUAUCAGACGGUCGGUGCUUCGGCAGGUUACCAGUCGUUCCAGAACCAUCUCCCUACACCUACACAUACACCUACCCAAGACUCCUUCAUGACCACCACCAACUUCAACAACUACUCACAGAACUCUGCCAACAUGAACGACACCAUGUCGGCACACAUGUCGAUGAAGCAGGCGCUCAUGGAUCAGGGAGAUGACGUACCUGACUUUGCCCACUCGGCUAGGCAAUCAGUGUCCAGCUAUGGCCACGACUCUCCCGCGACGCCACACACUGCGCAGGACGACAUGGACUUUAAGAUGCCUGCGAAUGGUGAGCCGCUCCGCAGGAUAGACUCCUGGCUGUUUGACGAGUUCUGUACUUACAAUGAAGCAGACAUGCGACCAGUACCCAAGUUUGAGAGGACUUACACCGACAUUGCUGCCGACACUGGCUUCUACGAGCCCAGCACCGCCACUCAGCCAGUAGCGCAGUCCAAGCCAGCACAGUCGUCGCUGCUGUCGCCGUACCGCAGCAAUGGCAACGAGAACGUACAGCGUGCGCUCCAGGCAGCACAGUACGCGCGGUCGCAGUCGCCAAGCAGCACUGCCUCAAGGAGUGACUCCCCCUUCCGCAGGAGCUCUCCUUACCGUCAGCCCAGCAACACGUUCAACCCGUCCAUGAACACGGCUGUUGCGGCACGUGAGCAGAGCCGACAGGCUGAUGCGGCUUACGCAAUGAAGCCUCAGAUGCAGGCAGCCGACGACUCUGAGACCAAGACCAUCUCGCCCAAAGACGCCCUAUUGGACUACCGGGAAAACGACGACGACUCUAAGGUGCCAUUGUUCCCGGACAGUGGCGCUAACGACUAUGACGGCCAAUACAACGGUGGCGACCAAUAUCGUACCGCCACUCAGUCCAGCUUCGACACACCUUCAUCACAGUCAUAUCGCCGCGACAGUUGGGCAACACCCCAGUUCUCACCAAACUUCUCUACUGCGACUGCGCCAUCACUACAGUCGUCAACCAGCUUCAACUUCGCCACGCCCUCAAUACAAGGCAACAUGCAUGGACUCAACAUGAAUGCGACAUCACAAUACCGACCCACACCUCACAACAUGUCGUCGGCUGUCGACUCUACGCCCGAGUUUCCAGCACACUUGACCUCUAUGGAGUCAAGUGCGAGCGAAGCCGAGCCACCCAACGGCAGCCAAAACAGCGUCUUGUCGGAUCGCUACAUGGGCAAGCCCGCAUCGACUGGCGCCGAGUCUGGAACGUACUCGUGUACGUACCAUGGCUGCUCGCAGCGCUUCGAAACGCCGCAGAAGCUCCAGAAGCACAAGCGCGAGGGUCAUCGAAGUGCCAAUCUCAGCACCGCCAUGACGUCAGCGGCUAUUUUGGAGCGCAAUUCUCAAGCGGGACCCCACAAGUGCGAGCGUAUCAACCCCACAACGGGCAAGCCUUGCAACACCGUCUUCUCGCGCCCAUAUGACCUGACUCGUCACGAGGACACUAUCCACAAUGCGCGUAAGCAAAAGGUCCGCUGCGCACUGUGUGUUGAGGAAAAGACAUUUUCUCGCAACGACGCAUUAACACGCCACAUGCGCGUCGUGCAUCCCGAGGUCGACUUUCCCGGAAAGCAUCGCAGGCGUGGAGGCAACCAUGACUGAGUGCAUGACAUAUGCAGAGUCGACUGACUUGCCGCGGAGACUCGUCCCCUGCAGCAGUUAGCCCACACAUUCCAGAACACGCGCGAACAUUCGACAGCAUGCAGCUUGCUCUUCUCGGGCGGAUUCGACGCACGAAAAUUCUUCCCUGACGAUAUCGUCUGGGCCGAUAUACGCGGCAUCCAGCGUAAGGCUUCUUCGGAGUCCGCCGCAGCAACUGAGCCGAGAGAAGUGCCUAUUUCCGCGCUCCCUGCAUCGCCUCAUCGCCUCACAAGGCCGCGGCACCGAGCUCCACCUUGCAUUGCAUUCAGUUGUCGCUGGACGGAACUGAUCCUUUCCACAAUCUGUACAAUAUUUCCUUUUCUCAAUUUUUAUUUUCGCUUUUCAACUUGCGAGUAUGAGCAUGCCAUUUUCAGCGACCACCGAAGCGGGCGCAUGGGAACAAUGAUUUGAUGAAAAGAGACGGACGGAUUUGAGUGCAACACAAAAGCAUGUAUCAUAGAUGAUGGUCGCGGGGUUACGAGGGAUUAGAUUUCCUUUUUUUCUUUUCUCUCUGCAUGUAUUCGCUCUUUUUUGCGAGCUGCAAGCAUUGUAAUCUGUACAACACUUUUUACUUAUAUUCCGAAAAUUGUUCAAAGUACACAAGUCCACGUCUACAUGUUUUUCCCGUUCUACGUACUUGUAUUAUAGGAACCAUGAGGUGGUGGUGGAUGGACAUGGCAUAUGCAUCGUAGCUAAGUAUGUAGCAAAGAGAUACCCACAAGUUGUCGUUGAUACA